Molecule: messenger RNA, 1059 nt
Organism: Glarea lozoyensis ATCC 20868
Lineage: Eukaryota; Fungi; Ascomycota; Leotiomycetes; Helotiales; Helotiaceae
Exons: 1
Coding region: 1-1059 (352 amino acids)
Source: RefSeq, a predicted model, not a curated record
AUGUUUCCAGGAUUCCUUCUCGGCUAUAUGGUAAACACAGAUUGGAAAAAUGAUAAAUCGGUCGAAAUAUCGAUAAGCGCCAUCAAGAGCAGAUGGAAAACUUCAAGAGGAAUUGCAUUUUCGGACGAGUAUAUUAGUCCAACACGUGGAAGUGUUCUGAUAAGCGUCAACAGCGCCCGCUUUAUGUUGGCACUUUCGAAAUGGCACUGCGUUGUCCACUGCAUUCGGUUGAUAAACUCCGCUAUCUUCCACAGAAUCAAAAACCCAUCAAGCAACCAGAUGAGUAAAAAAAUUGUCCCCGCCAGUAGUGAUUGGCGUAUCAUCGAUCAAGAACGCAAAUCUUUCCCCAUUGGAACAGCACCUGAGCCACCAAGACUUACUUAUGCUGAAAUGGAUUUCAUCAACGCAAAACCCGGUCCGUACGGUGUCAUCGUUAGCAAGGGAGCUCCUGAUGAGGAGCUUAUCCAUUAUUCGGACGAGGGUGUCCCUCCAUUGGAUUUGUUCUUUGAACCCAAGCAUGGAUCCAUAGUUGAAGGAGAGAUCCAAGCCUCGUAUACGGAGCGAAUCAAGAAGUCUGCGCCUGUACGAACACAUACAACUUCUUCCAAAAAGAGGAAGACACCUCCGAGUUCCGAGCCAGCUCAGAGCAAGAGGAGUAAAACUGUGAGAAGCGUUAUAGAAAGAGAGAUGGAGCCAAACGCUGUGGAAAAUGCGGCACAAGAGGUGGACUGGGAGGAUGAGCAGAAAGCUAGCAGAAGGGCGGAAGAAGAGAUUAAGAAAAAGGUAGAAGAAGAGGUUAAGAAGAGAGUAGAAGAGGAGCUUAAGAAAAGGGCAGAGGAAGAGGCGAAGCAAAGGGCAGCCGAGAAGGCGAGGGAAAAGGCCGAAGCAGAAAUUAAGAAGAGGGUAGAAGAAGAGGUCAAGAAGAGGAUAAAAGAAGAGGUCAAGAAGAGGGUAGAAGCAGAGGUUAAAAAGAAGGCAGAGGGAAAGACAAUGCAAGAGAUUGAGGGAAUGUCAGAAGAUCAGGCUAAAGAGAAAAUUGCCUGGAGGAAAAGCAAAUAA